AUGGCGGCCCGCCCAUCGCCGCGGCGUCGGGGCGGGCCGAGCUGGACGCCGCUCCGCCCCGUGGCAGCCAUGGCCGAGCCGGCGGCGGGGGUCCUGGCCGAGCCGCCCCCGGAGGAGCCGCAGGAGGGGGGCCCCCCGGCGCGCCCCGGUGCUGCUGGCUGCGCGCGCCCGCGCGCCGUCGAGCCGGUGCUGCUGCUGGCCACGCUGGCGCUGGGCUUGCAGGGCCCGCUGUGCACCCAGUACCUGUGGCAGCGCCUUGGCCCCGGCGACGGCACCCAAGGGGGCGGCGGCGGCGGCGGCUGCCCCAACGGGACGGGCUCCGCCGAGCAGCAGGCCACGGAGUCAUUAGUGGCCCACUGGAACCUCUACCUCAACCUGUCCGGCUUCUUCGUGGGCCUCUUCUCCGUGACUCUCUUUGGCCCCUGGAGCGACAGCGUGGGCCGCCGGCCAGUCCUCGUCCUCCCAGCGCUGGGCAUGACGCUGCAGGCUGCCAUCUACCUGCUGGUCAUGUACCUCAAGUUGCCCAUGGGCUACCUCCUGCUGGGCCGUGUCCUGAGCGGCCUGUCGGGCGACUACAACCUCAUUCUGGCCGGCUGCUUCGCCUAUGUGGCUGACAUCAGCGACAGGCACGCCCGUACCUUCCGGGUGGCUGCCUUGGAGGCGUGCCUCGGCCUGGCGGGGAUGGUGGCCAGUGUCAUUGGUGGUCAGUGGCGCAAGGCCGAAGGCUACAUUGCCCCGUUCUGGCUGGUCGUGGCCAUGAGCCUCAGCGCUGCCCUCUACGCAGCCUUUGGCCUCCAGGAGUCGGUGGCACAGAGACGGCCCGGGAGACUCUUCACCCUGCGCCACUACGGGGCUGUGUAUCGCCUGUACGUGGCCCCCACCCGGGGAUGGUCCUGGAAGAAGCUGGUCCUCUAUUCUCUCACCUUCUUCCUUGUGGUCACUGUGCAUUUUGGGGCCCGGGAGAUCUUGGUGCUGUACGAGCUGGGCUUCCCGCUCUGCUGGGGCUCAGAGCUGAUUGGCUACGGCUCAGCGGCCCACUACUUGACCUACCUCAGCAGCUUGGCGGGGCUGCGGCUGCUCCAGAUGUGCCUGGCGGACAGCUGGGUGGCUGAACUGGGCCUGCUGUCCAACAUCUCGGGGCUGGUGACCAUCGCCCUGGCUGCUACAACGCCCUUGAUGUUCACAGGAUACGGUCUCCUCUUCCUUUCGAUGGCUGCCACCCCUGUGAUCCGUUCCAAGUUGUCCAGAUUGGUUGACGAAAACGAACAAGGUGCCCUCUUUGCCACGGUGGCCUGCGUGGAAGGUCUCUGCUCACUGGUGGCCACAGGGGUGUUCAGUGCCCUUUACCCAGCCUGCCUGCACUUCAUGAAGGGAUUCCCUUUCCUCCUGGGAGCCCUCCUCCUCCUCAUUCCAGCUGCCAUCCUCUGGUGGAUAGAAAUCCAGGAUUCGAAACCGGAGUACAGCCACUUUGUGGACACAGCUUGCCCUGUACAGAAUGCUGAGCAGUGAUUGGUGGAGGCUGAGCAGCCACUACGCCAGGAACUGGCAACUGGGGAUCCAGGACGUUAGGUGCACGCUCUCGUUUCGGCUCAGAGGAGUUGAACAAAGUGUUUUGCUGGGAUGGCUUGAAACGGAUGGAGGCUGGAGACGGCCCUUUCUUUUGGGCCUCUCCAGGCAGAAGUCCCAGAAGGGCUGGGGAGAAGAUGACGGGGUCUUAGUCUCCUUGCUGGCAUGCUCCAAGCCCUGUGUUGCUGGGUUGGGGGUGUAAUGAGGACUAGAACCUUUUCUCACAUCUGAGCCUGUUGAAAGCUGCCUCUAGAAGGGCAGGUGAGCUGAUAGAGCGCAUGGCUGAAUCACGGAAAAGGCCCCGAUCCUCCUGGGUGCACCCCAUAACACGAUGGGCGGCAUCCCAGUGGUGUUGGGGUCCAUUUGGUGUUGCAAAGGGCAAGCUAUCUGGAAAUGGAGACAGCAAACUUGGCCCAAGAUUGCAAGCAAUGAUUUUAGGCUGUGCAUCGAGGCCCUUGAUGUCACCAGUUCUGAGUGGGCAGCUUCACCAUUCUCUCGGUAGGCGGACCAAUUCUCCUGGGGCAAUGGGCUGAAAUCGCUCCAAGACCGCUUCUGUAUUUGUACCAUGGACAAUAAACCUGGGGUGUGUGCGCUGAUAAGGCUCCUUA
This is a messenger RNA of Elgaria multicarinata webbii, 2174 nucleotides long. RefSeq names its product solute carrier family 46 member 1 (gene SLC46A1). Gene Ontology annotation, biological process: transmembrane transport. Gene Ontology annotation, molecular function: transmembrane transporter activity. The transcript has 5 exons. Gene Ontology annotation, cellular component: plasma membrane. Lineage: Eukaryota; Metazoa; Chordata; Lepidosauria; Squamata; Anguidae. The coding region runs from base 1 to 1509 and encodes 502 amino acids. The record is from RefSeq and is a predicted model, not a curated record.